Amyelois transitella is the source of this 1021-nucleotide messenger RNA. RefSeq names its product ommochrome-binding protein. The record is from RefSeq and is a predicted model, not a curated record. Gene Ontology annotation, molecular function: protein binding. NCBI's taxonomy places the organism in Eukaryota, Metazoa, Arthropoda, Insecta, Lepidoptera, Pyralidae. The transcript is spliced from 2 exons. The coding region runs from base 86 to 922 and encodes 278 amino acids.
AUUUUGACCUAUGGAAUUAUAGCUGUGUAUUUAUGAAGAGUGUAAUUAUUAAUUAGUUAUUUUCCUGUGUGUCUACAGUGCAAACAUGAAGAUAUUCUACUGUCUAGCUUUGCUUGCCUUUGGUCAAGCCGAAAUAAUAACUGGACGAAAAUGUACCGGAGAGAAUUAUAAAUUUGAGAAAGAAGUUCUGGUGACUGGAUACGACAGCCCUUAUCAACUGGCCAUUGAUCCUGCAACAAACACUUUAUUCUUCAGUUAUUCUAUACAAACACUCGGUGAAGGAUUUAAAUCCGUUUAUUUAGAUCUCAAAACUAAACAUCACGAAGAGAUUCCUGUUAAUGGUGGUGGAUUCGCGCAUGCAGUAGAUGUUAAUAAUAAUAUUGUUUACAUUGGUAGCACCGAAUCUGGUAUUUCCAAAUUUGAUUACCAAACUAAGAAGGCUGUUCCGCUUGACAUUACUAAAGAAGGCAUAUGGCAAAUGUUCUAUAAAGACGGAUUAUAUUUUACUACAUAUCCAAAAGAGAACGCUUACGUGUACAAAGAUGGUGUCGUUAAGAAAAUAGAAGAAUUUGAUGGUACUAGAGCACUGACUUUGGGCGUAGAUAAUCAUCAUAAUAUUUUCUUCUCCAACUCAUCAGGAUUGUUCGUGUAUAAGAAAGACGAUGAAGUUAUUUUACAAGCGGGCGAUCAUAUUGUUAAUGCAUUUACUAGCGAUUCUCAAGGUAACUUAUUCUUUUCCACACCUUUUGGUUUGUACUCUGUGGAUAGUAAACUCAAAAUUAAGGAAAUAUUAGAGGAAAAUAAUAUAUACGGAAUGGCAAUUGAAGGAGAGAACACUAUUAUUUAUGCAACCAAAGACAAUGUGAUAAGGCUGAAACUGAGUUCGGAAUGCUCUUUGAGCAUAAAUGAUAUACAAAAGUGAUAAUGAUUAUAUUUAAUUUUUUUAUAUGUUGUUCGUAUUGAACUGAAGAUUGUACUUCUACAAACAUGUAAUCUCAAUAAAAUGUAUUAUUAACAUUUA